Molecule: messenger RNA, 6333 nt
Organism: Oncorhynchus gorbuscha (pink salmon)
Lineage: Eukaryota; Metazoa; Chordata; Actinopteri; Salmoniformes; Salmonidae
Product: protein argonaute-4-like
Exons: 17
Coding region: 164-2830 (888 amino acids)
Molecular function (GO): RNA binding; protein binding
Source: RefSeq, a predicted model, not a curated record
UUAAAUCACUCAGAAGACAACGCAUCCACAACACUGCUGGACAUUUACGCAUUAUAUUCCCUUUCUUAAAUUAUCCCCCCUCAGCUUCGCGAUACCGCCCCCAAUUUCAGUGUCGGUACGGAGCCGCCAGGCCGGGACAGAGACGGAGAGAGAGCCCUCGGCCAUGGAAGCGCUCGGACCCGACCCCCCUAUAGGCCCGCCGGCCCCGCCCUCCCUCUUCCAGCCCCCACGGAGGCCUGGCAUGGGCACCGUGGGGAAGCCCAUCCGCCUGCUGGCCAACCACUUCCAGGUGCAGAUUCCCAAGAUUGAUGUCUAUCACUACGAUAUCGACAUCAAGCCUGAGAAACGGCCAAGGAGGGUUAACAGGGAGGUGGUGGACACAAUGGUUCGCCACUUCAAGAUGCAGAUCUUUGGUGAUCGACAACCGGGCUACGACGGGAAGAGAAACAUGUACACGGCCCAUCCACUACCCAUCGGGAGAGACAGGGUGGAUCUGGAAGUAACUCUGCCGGGGGAGGGUAAGGACCAGAUGUUCAAGGUGUCUCUGCAGUGGGUGUCAGUGGUGAGCCUGCAGAUGCUCCUGGAGGCCCUGUCGGGCCACAACGAGGUCCCCGAGGACUCUGUUCAGGCCCUGGAUGUCAUCACCCGCCACCUGCCUUCCAUGAGGUACACCCCAGUGGGGCGCUCCUUCUUCUCCCCUCCGGAGGGCUACUACCACCCCCUGGGCGGAGGGAGGGAGGUGUGGUUCGGCUUCCAUCAGUCGGUACGUCCUGCCAUGUGGAACAUGAUGCUCAACAUCGAUGUCUCCGCCACUGCUUUCUACCGUGCCCAGCCCGUGAUUGAGUUCAUGUGCGAGGUGCUCGACAUCCAGAACAUCAACGAGCAGACCAAGCCACUCACCGACUCCCAACGCGUCAAGUUCACCAAGGAGAUCCGAGGUGGGUGGGGACCUGCAGGUCUGAAAGUUGAGGUCACCCACUGUGGUCAGAUGAAGAGGAAGUAUCGCGUGUGCAAUGUCACUCGCCGCCCCGCCAGCCACCAAACGUUCCCCUUACAGCUGGAGAAUGGCCAGGCCAUGGAGUGUACCGUGGCUCAGUACUUCAAGCAGAAGUACAGCCUACAGCUGAAAUAUCCCCACCUGCCCUGCCUACAAGUGGGGCAGGAACAGAAACACACCUACCUACCCCUGGAGGUUUGUAACAUUGUGGCCGGGCAGCGCUGCAUCAAGAAGCUGACAGACAACCAGACCUCCACCAUGAUCAAAGCUACAGCACGUUCUGCACCCGACAGGCAGGAAGAGAUCAGCCGACUGGUCAAAAGCAACAGCAUGGUGGGCGGUCCCGACCCUUACCUGAAGGAGUUCGGAAUCGUGGUGCACAACGACAUGACAGAAGUGACUGGCCGAGUCCUCCCAGCACCCAUGCUGCAGUAUGGGGGCCGGCUUAGUACCGACACUGGCCGGGACUGUGGCAGGGGACUCUCUCCGCAGAACAAGACAGUUGCCACGCCUAACCAGGGCGUAUGGGACAUGCGGGGGAAGCAGUUCUACGCCGGGAUCGAGAUCAAGGUGUGGGCCGUGGCCUGCUUCGCCCCACAGAAACAGUGCAGAGAGGACCUGCUCAAGAGCUUCACAGACCAACUGAGAAAGAUCUCGAAGGAUGCCGGUAUGCCCAUCCAGGGCCAGCCGUGUUUCUGUAAAUACGCCCAGGGAGCGGACAGCGUGGAACCCAUGUUCAAACACCUCAAGCUGACUUAUGUGGGACUGCAGCUUAUCGUGGUCAUCCUGCCUGGCAAAACCCCUGUCUACGCGGAGGUGAAGCGGGUAGGAGACACUCUCCUGGGCAUGGCCACUCAGUGUGUCCAGGUGAAGAACGUGGUGAAGACAUCCCCCCAGACCCUCUCCAACCUCUGCCUCAAGAUCAACGCCAAGCUGGGGGGCAUCAACAACGUCCUGGUGCCCCAUCAGAGACCCUCUGUGUUCCAGCAACCCGUCAUCUUCCUGGGGGCAGACGUCACUCAUCCUCCAGCCGGCGACGGCAAGAAGCCCUCCAUCGCGGCGGUGGUGGGCAGCAUGGACGGCCACCCCAGCCGCUACUGUGCCACGGUGCGCGUGCAGACGUCGCGCCAGGACCUGUCCCAGGAGCAGCUGUACAGCCAGGAGGUCAUCCAGGACCUGACCAACAUGGUGCGUGAGCUGCUGAUCCAGUUCUACAAGUCCACGCGCUUCAAGCCCACCCGCAUCAUCUACUACCGUGGCGGCGUGUCCGAGGGCCAAAUGAAGCAGGUGGCGUGGCCAGAGCUGAUUGCCAUCAGGAAGGCCUGUAUCAGCCUAGAGGAGGACUACCGACCGGGCAUCUCCUACAUCGUGGUUCAGAAACGCCACCACACCCGACUCUUCUGCUCAGACAAGACCGAGAGAGUUGGAAAGAGUGGCAACGUCCCAGCCGGAACCACGGUGGACAGCACAAUCACCCACCCCUCAGAGUUUGACUUCUACCUGUGCAGCCAUGCUGGGAUCCAGGGCACCAGCCGGCCCUCCCACUACCACGUCCUGUGGGACGACAACUGCUUCACGGCUGACGAGCUCCAGCUGCUCACCUACCAGCUGUGCCACACCUACGUCCGCUGCACCCGCUCUGUCUCCAUCCCCGCGCCAGCCUACUACGCCCGGCUGGUGGCCUUCCGCGCCCGCUACCACCUGGUGGACAAAGAUCACGACAGUGCGGAGGGCAGCCACGUGUCGGGCCAGAGUAACGGUCGGGACCCCCUUGCCCUGGCCAAGGCAGUCCAGAUCCACUAUGACACUCAGCACACUAUGUAUUUCGCCUGAGCCACGUGAGCAAUGUGUGCAGUUCUGUCCUCUAUCUCCUCUCUCUUUUUGCCAGUCUUUCUCUAUCUUUGUCUUGCGUCUUGAUGUGCACCAAAGCGGUUCGAAGCCAGUGAAGUAUGCCAGUGGAGUAUUUUCCUUUUUUGGGAAAAACGACAUCCGGCGUUCCCGAUCGAAGCCGCCCUCUACCAGCAAUCCGGCACCGAGAGACCGUUGGGGUUUCCGAUGCACAGGGAAAACAAACAAAAAACACAAGUUGAGCCAUUUUUUUUGUUUGGAGGGGGUUGUUUGUUUUUUGAACGUCUCUUGCUUUUGAAAGAUACACUGAGCAAUGGAGCGGACUGACGCCAAUUGUCAGUGGCAGCUCUUAGCUCUCCCAGCUAAGCAGGACUACUUUUUACCUCAAAGCCCUUUCGGGGCGAAAAUCUGACAAGUUCUUGGGUUGGGGGGGUCAUGGGGGGUUUGCAUGGAAACAUUGGUGGAGAGGAUCUUUUGAGAAUGAUAUAUAUAUAUAUAUAUAUAUUUUUUUCUUCUUUUAUGAUCGUGUUUUAACUUUCUCCUUUUCUUCAGUCUUUUACAAGCGAGGUCACCUGGGUAUCCAUACCCAUUAGUCUUCUCCCAUUUAGCGAAGAAUUAAGUGCUUGAGUGUGUGUGUGUGUGCGUGUUUGUUUGUGUGUGCGUGUGCAUUUGUGUAUAUACGUGUGUGUGUGUGUGUGUGUGUGUGUGUGUGUGUGUGUGUGUGUUUCAUGGCAGGCCAAUGAAUUGUAAAGGGAAAAUCAAGAACUGCUGUAAAUGCCUCAGAUUUGAUGUUUUUUUUUUAUAUAUUCACACAUGACAUAUAUAUAUAUAUAUAUAUAUAUAUAUAUAUAAAUAUUUGCAUCUAUAGAACGGAUUGAACUAUACAGGCUUCACAGAGGCCGGUGGGUGUAUGUGUAGCAGUAGCAACCGUGGUUUAGCCGAUGUGACUGACUCUGCAUUGGGACCUAUUGAAUGGUUGAGAGCUUUUGCGGGGUUACGGCAUUGGGCUAAGCCGCCUUAUUUGGUGCCCCAUGUGAGGAAGGAGAUUCAUCCCUUAAACCUGUUUGUCUGAAUGGUUAUGACAUUGUUAGGGCGGCGCAUGGUUUUUUAGCAAGGCGCUAGUCGUCUGAAUUUUUCGGAGGCGGAAAACCCAUUCGCUUAACUUUUGCGGUCUCCUUUGCUACCGGCCAAUUCAUUGCACUGACCCGGGACGCGAGGCAAGCAACAGAGGGCACACUCUCUUACCUUUUUUUAUGCAUUUAUACAUCAGAAUCAAAAAGCAGAAUUUGUAAGAGUUUAAUAUAAAAUCGUUUUGUGGCUAAUCUUAACUGUUGUUCAGACUUAGUAGUUAUAUUUGAUGUUGUUGUUAUCUACAUUUAUGAUAAUUAUCAGACUGGCAGCAAUCGGAUGUGUAGUUAUUAGAUCAGGGUAAGAGAGGCUGGGUUUAGAUUUGCACACUUUGGUAGCAUUCUGGCCUACGGUGGAGGGAGGCCCAAGGUGUAUCGGUUUAUGCUCCCUUCUGCUCCUCAGUGAUGUAGUAGGGAAGGGUUUGGCUGUGUUCUCCAGUAGAAAAGAUCUCUGUUGAGCUAUCACCGUUACCCCAGACUGGUAAAACAGGAGGCAGAAGAGUACUGUUGGCAGCAGGGGAUUUCGGUUCGAAAUGGAAGAAAGGUGACAAUCCGAGCUGGCACUAGGAAGAAACUGGGACCGAGCGAGUGGUAAAAAGAAGUAUGCAAUAGGCAAUGAGUAGAAUUUUUAGAACUUCAUAAUGUGUAUCUAUGACUGUUUGUGUGUAUUUGAACAAGUAUAUCUAUUCAAGUCUAAACUUUUGGUGUUUUACAUUUUUUUUAAAAAUAAGGUUUUGAAAACCGGAUAUGAAUUGACAUAAAGCAUAAACACUGCCCAUGGACCUAAGAACACCUGACCAGUCACGACCACGGUUAAAGAUCCUAUUUAACCAGUCGUGGUUAAGGUUAUUGCCGUGCAAGACUGCGGUUAGGAUGGGGAGGGGGGGGUGUCGACUGCGGUGCACCCACCUCGCCAGGGGGGUCGGCUCUGCGAAAAACCCUUUUCUAAUAAACCAUCCGUAAAGCAGCAGGUUUGCUAUGAAUGAGUUUGAGCCCCGGCCUGUCGAGGGCUUGGGCGCGCCGGCCUGUCGAGGGCGAGGCAUGGUGGGGUUCCAGGCAUUGCAUGCAAUAAGUUUUGAGGGGUGGGGCUGAGUUGUUGAAGACGUGCACUAGUUUUCCUACGGGGAAAGAGGGCUGCAGAGAGCCAGGUGUUGUAGUCUGUGCCCCUCUGUGGGUGUGACCAGACUGGAGGAGUGUGCAGGAUGUGGGUGUGGUCUCCUAGCAGGGGAUCCAAAAGGCGGUGAUGACUCCUCAAUUUUGAACAUAUUAUCAUUGCAAAGCAAUAUUAACUCUAAAUCCAGUUUUCGAAUGUGUAAAAAUGUAUAAUUCUUCUUGUCGACGUGGCUGUUGGUCUGCUCUCUGUCGCCGUUUCUGGAACUAUUUUUUUUGUUUUUUGUUGCCUGUAUCAAUCAGUGGGAAUGUGCAUUCGGUGGACUAGCUCUUUAGGCACUGAGAAAAAAGGUCAAAACAUUUAGACUUUUCUCACCUGCAUGCCAGAGUUUUGUCCCUAAAAAUAAAAUAAAAAAAUAUAAAAAAAUAAACUCUUUAGAAUUAAGCGAGACAGAAGGUGAAGAAAUAUUGGGUAAAUGUAUAUGAAUUUAGUGAGACUGUUUUAGGCUAGCAAUAUUGUCCAGUCUCUUAAAGAUGUUUUUGAAAGAUUCCUACACAAAUGUCAGUAAAAAAAUAAAAAACGGAGGCACAGGCCGCUGGAGGUUGAGCGUUCGAGCCUUUGCAUCGUGACCCGAAGUUAAACGAGGUACUUUCUUCAAAAGUGGGCCGGGUAAAGACUUGACCCCUCGCCCCCUCACAGGCCCCAGUGUAGCGUCCAUUUAGGCCUCCACUUCCUGGUUUGUGCCCCUGCCACGCCUCUCGGGGCUCCCUAGUCUCGUGGCGCCACCCUGCUGGCCACCCACACAAGCACAUUUCCUCUCUGUGGGGGGCCUCGCCCAAGGCGUCCACAGCCACAGGAAUACCUCUUUUUAACAUUUUUAACGAUCCAUUCUUUCUGUGCCCCGUUUGAAAGAGAGCAUGAUUUAUUUUUUAAUUCCUCUUUGAUAUAAUGUCUACAGAUUUGUUAUUUGACAUUGUAAGUGUAAGUAAAAAAAUUUAGUUCUUUAUUCUCGUGUGUAGCUCUGCUGUUUUCUGCUAGUGUUCUGAGCUGUGUGACUGUCCAACAGCAAUAGAACAGUACCCUGUCUGACCUGCUGGGGAGGGGUGGGGCUUCCUCAGGCCCCUCCCACAAGGGUGCCCAAUCACUUGCUGUAUUGCUAUGUGACAUGUUUUAAACUUUUUUUUUAGCCUGCAGGGAAUAUUUGUGUUAUUGUGUAAAGUAAUAAAUUGGUAUUUUAUGCCUAUAUCAUA